CAAUCAGCGAGGGAGGAGUUGCAUGUUGUAACAUAAAAGUUAGAUUAAGUCAAGUUUGUGGAAGAUUUUCGGUUAUUUGGUUCAAUAUUUUAGAUAAGAACGUGAACUGUAUGAUUUUUGUUUUGUUAGAAAACUAUGUUUAUUAAUUAAUGAUAAGAAUGACUGAAACGGCAGUUACUCGACUCAUUAGCGACCCCACAAAAAUUCCGAGCUCGCUAAAUGGGAUAUACCCAACUACAAACUUAUCCUGUGAGUAUAAUACUGAGCCUCAUCCUGCGUUUGAUAUAUUGCCGCAAUUGGCAGACCACGAAAAUGGUAUGACUACUGGUCAUUUAGGGUUAGAUAUGAACAAUAUUAGACUGCAAGUACCACCGAGAAAAACGUACGAUCACAUUCAAGACAAAGAGUUGAGGAAGAAAAUGAAAAAUCGAGAAUCGGCACAGGCAGCAAGAGACAGGAAAAAGGCCAAAAUGGUUUUUCUAGAAAAUAAAGUUUCUGAACUUUUAGAACGCAAUAGAUAUCUGGAACAUGAAAACGAAAAUCUUCGAAAAUGGAUUCAAAAAGUGGAUACAACUUAUUUUUGGAAUUCAAAGGCAUCAAAUAAUCAUAAUCAGCACAUUUCGUUUCCUGCUACAUACUCAGGAAGUCCUGGAAUCAGCAACUCAUCCGAGAGCGUGGAUUCAGUCGAUCGUGACCAAACGAUGCAAUAUACAUUUGGCAAUAAUGCGAAUAACACUUUUCCGUUAACAAUAGAUGCAAACAUGGAAAAACAACAUCAGAUCGCAAUCGUGGCGGACUGCGUGUCUCGAGAAGAAACCGAAAGAAGGGAAGUGUACGGAGUCAAGAAGUACGCCGGUAUCCAAGAAAAUACAAACAGCAUCACAUCACGGCAUCCAGAUGAACAACGAUUUUCUACAGCUAAUCAAAUGAACAACUGCAACUUGAUUGCUUCACAAGAAAGCGUUGAAUUUCCUUCUGCCUCUAAUCAAGACUGGCUGAUGUCCGCAUAUAUGAAACCGGGAUUAACGUCAAACACUCGUCAUAGCAUCGAUGAAGUUGGUCCUUUAUUCAACGACGGUAUUAAUGGCGCGGAAUGCGAAUUUAAAUGGGAUACUAAUUGUUCUACUAUAUCAGGUUCACCUGAUUAUCAAGGAAGGAGGCAUCACCAAAAUAAUAUCAUUCCAUACUGCACCGCCACUAAUAUUGCUACAAUGUCUUCACCUGACAUGAGUGGUGAAUCUACUAUUUCGUCGCCUUGCAGCACUGACAUGACUCACGGGCUAGUGGAAGAAAAUUUUAUGCUACAGGUUCAUUGAUGAACUAUAGCAUAACGGUUUGCAAUUUACAUUACUGUACAAUACCACGUUAUCGAACGUAGAAGUGGGAAAACAAUAUUUUAUACUAGCUAACAAAUUUAUAUUUAUUAUGUUGUACAACUAACCACGAAGCUGAAAUUUGGACAGUAUAUGCAAAGUUUAAAUGGCGUCACCAGGAUCUUUGAACAAUUUUUAUUUUAUUUCCGACCGAAAAGUAUACAUUUUGCUUUUGUUAAGUUUGUAUGAUGUACAAGUAUUUUCUUUCGCAUGCGUGUUGGUACAUUUCGUAAUGGUAGUUUCACAAUGGGGAGAACUUCACCAAUGUAUAUUGUUAUUGUGAGUUGCUUGCCUAUCAAUCACAGCUUUUGAUUUAUUGCCUUCAAUAAAUUCUAAACGCUCAUCAUUUGAGUCUUAAUAUUAAAAACUUACAACCAAAGCUUUGGCCCUUGACAAAAGUUUUGUUUUAAAAAUGUACAAAUAGAAAACCCGUAUUUAAUUCUCACAAAAUUCUUUUAGAAACCUGCAAAGAAGAAACCUUUUUUAAAUAAUUCUAUGGGCCAAGAAAAACGUUACUUUAUUAUUUUUUCUAUAUAUAUAGUUUUUGAUAAUGUAGUUGUAUUUUGAUCGGACCACGAGAAAAAGUGAAGAAUUCGUGAAUUGAAGCUUUAUUCUACUCAUAUAUAUUGCUGCAACAUUUGGUUAAUUUAUUGAAAUUUCACAAUGACAAAAGUGUUUUUAAUACUUUGUAACUAAAGUGCCUUCCAUUUUAUACGUAUUGCAUACAUGGGUUUCCUAAUUAUUUGUUGCCAUCAUUAAAAUCUUAAGUUUCAAAA
This is a messenger RNA of Styela clava, 2149 nucleotides long. RefSeq lists its product as uncharacterized. Gene Ontology annotation, cellular component: nucleus. Gene Ontology annotation, biological process: regulation of DNA-templated transcription. The record is from RefSeq and is a predicted model, not a curated record. Gene Ontology annotation, molecular function: RNA polymerase II transcription regulatory region sequence-specific DNA binding; DNA-binding transcription factor activity, RNA polymerase II-specific. Lineage: Eukaryota; Metazoa; Chordata; Ascidiacea; Stolidobranchia; Styelidae.